CCACAAUGAAUCCUCCCAAUUCCCCUAGAAAGUUGGCUGCCAGGCAGAGCUACCGCUCGCGCUCUCCGUGGUGCUGAGCGCGCCAGGGACCGAGCCCAGAGCCAGGGGAGCUGUCUGUGGUGCUGAACGCGCUCCGGAGCGAGACGGGGCUCUGUGCUGAUCCGAAUCGCCGCCCCACGGAGCCUGAAGUCCCAGUCUACUCUACACUGCCGCUCUGGGCGAGCUGCGCCGGAACAGGCAGGUGCCUAAGGAUUAGCUCACAGUAAUGAAACGCUAGCGCUGUUUUUAUCCGAAGGCUUGCAACUCAGCCAGCAGGGUCUCUCAAGCUGGUGUGUGCUAGGCAGUGGGAACUUUUUAUUUUUAUUUUUGACUUCUAUUAUUGCAAGGUAAACCAAAAGAAUCCCCCAUCUCAAAAUCUACAGUGCAGGGAAACACUCCGCCUGAAACCAGGAUUUAUUUUCAACUCCGGGACUUUCUUCUCUUAACAAACAGGGUUCUUUCCCCUCCCAAACCAAGCAUGGCACUGCCUCCACCUUCCGCCGCUGGAUCCUGCACAUCCAAAAAGACUUUCUAAUCGUGUCUCCCAACUCUGCUCUGUUAGGAAAUCCGUGGGCUGCAUGCGCGCUCCCUCUCGCACACACACGCCGUCUCUCUCUCUCUCUCUCUCUCACACACACACACACACACACACCCCCUCUCUCCCACUCUCCCUUCAUCAGAAGACGCACCAAUAGCUAUUUCAUGAGUGAAAAAAGUUAGAGAUUAAACCAAUAUGAGAGAUCAUCACUGUUUAUAGCGGUGCCUUAUUCAAAACAGAGCAGAACCCAGUGACAACCUCUGCAGGAAUGGAGUCGGUAAAACAAAGGAUUUUGACCCCCGGCAAGGAGGGGCUGAAGAAUUUUGCGGGGAAAUCGCUUGGCCACAUCUACAGAGUCCUAGAGAAGAAACAGAAGCCUGGGGACAAUAUCGAGCUCACGGAAGAUGGGAAACCUCUGGACAUGCCCGAGAAGAAAGCCCCUCUCUGCGACUGCACCUGUUUUGGGCUGCCCCGAAGAUAUAUCAUUGCCAUCAUGAGCGGACUGGGAUUCUGCAUUUCCUUUGGAAUCCGUUGUAACUUGGGAGUAGCCAUCGUGGACAUGGUCAACAACAGCACCAUACACCGAGGAGGAAAAAUUAUUAAAGAGAAAGCGAAGUUUAAUUGGGAUCCCGAGACAGUUGGCAUGAUCCACGGCUCUUUUUUCUGGGGAUAUAUCAUCACUCAAAUCCCUGGGGGAUAUAUCGCAUCCAGACUGGCAGCUAACAGGGUAUUUGGUGCUGCUAUAUUGCUGACCUCCACCCUUAAUAUGCUAAUACCAUCUGCAGCAAAGGUGCAUUUUGGGUGUGUCAUCUUUGUUAGGAUCUUGCAGGGCCUUGUAGAGGGUGUCACUUACCCUGCCUGCCAUGGGAUAUGGAGCAAAUGGGCCCCUCCUUUAGAAAGAAGUAGGCUAGCAACCACUUCCUUUUGUGGUUCCUAUGCAGGAGCUGUCAUUGCAAUGCCUUUAGCUGGGAUUCUUGUGCAAUAUACUGGGUGGCCUUCUGUGUUUUAUGUGUAUGGGAGCUUUGGGAUGGUCUGGUACAUGUUCUGGCUUUUGGUGUCAUAUGAGAGUCCUGCAAAGCACCCCACAAUCACUGAAGAAGAACGGAGAUACAUAGAAGAAAGCAUCGGGGAGAGUGCCAACCUCUUAGGUGCAAUGGAAAAAUUCAAGACUCCAUGGAGAAAAUUUUUUACAUCUAUGCCUGUCUAUGCAAUUAUUGUUGCAAACUUUUGCAGAAGCUGGACUUUUUAUUUGCUGCUUAUUAGCCAGCCUGCUUACUUUGAAGAGGUGUUUGGGUUUGAAAUAAGCAAGGUGGGUAUUUUAUCUGCUGUGCCGCAUUUAGUGAUGACAAUUAUUGUGCCUAUUGGGGGACAAAUUGCAGACUUUUUAAGAAGCAGACAAAUUCUUUCAACUACUACUGUGAGAAAGAUAAUGAACUGUGGAGGUUUUGGCAUGGAGGCAACUCUUCUUCUGGUAGUGGGAUAUUCUCACAGUAAAGGAGUGGCUAUUUCAUUCUUAGUGCUUGCUGUGGGCUUCAGUGGAUUUGCCAUAUCUGGAUUCAAUGUCAACCAUUUAGACAUUGCCCCAAGGUAUGCCAGCAUCUUAAUGGGAAUUUCUAAUGGAGUUGGGACUUUGUCUGGAAUGGUUUGUCCUAUAAUAGUUGGAGCCAUGACAAAAAACAAGACACGAGAAGAGUGGCAGUAUGUCUUCCUUAUUGCUGCUUUAGUCCAUUAUGGAGGUGUUGUAUUCUAUGGUAUAUUUGCUUCAGGAGAGAAACAACCUUGGGCAGACCCUGAACAGACAAGUGAAGAGAAGUGUGGUUUUAUUCAUGAAGAUGAACUUGAUGAAGAGACAGGGGACAUUACACAGAAUUAUGUAAAUUAUGGUACCACUAAGUCUUAUGGUGCUACGACCCAGGUCAAUGGUGGCUGGCCUAAUGGUUGGGAGAAGAAAGAAGAAUUUGUACAACAGGAAGUACAAGACUCAUACAGCUAUAAGGAAGGAGAAGAUUAUUCAUAACAAACCUAAAUAUUGGAUAUAUUUUGUAGUGUUUGUGAUUAAAUUCAUUGUGAUUGUUUGCACACAAAAAUGUGGUAUAAAUGUAAACACAUAUCAGUCAAGAAGGUCUUACUGUAAAAACAAAAACAAGUUUCCAUUAAAGUGCAAUCUGUAUGAGUUGUGACAUGCCAUCACCUCCAUUCAGGUGUAUCCAUUCUAUAAACAUUAGAGUUUUAAAGGUUUACUGGUCAAAACUAUAGAGGCAAUUAGAUACUUGCAGUAUACAUGAGCUAAACUCAUAACUAAGGAUUAAAGCACAACUAACCAACCAAGUUGGCACAUCUAAUCCUGUUUAGAAAGCCAAAACUACUUUAUCAUUAAAAAAUGCACUUAUAUAUUUGUUACACUGUAUUGAAAGAGAUCUUAAAUAAUUGUGUUAAGUAUACAAGUUUACUCAGUACGAUAUAGGAACUGUGUGUUUGGUCUGAGACGAGGACUUUCUUGAAAAAUAAAGGGUCAGUCCUUGGCACGUAUAGGGAAUCAAUCCAGUUUCCAUCAAUGGAAACUGAAUCAGGCCCUAAAAGAACAAAAUAGGGCAUAUUAUAUGUUUAUUGUGAUUAUAUGCUGCAGGCUACUCUGCGAUAAAUAAAGGAAUUAUUUAGGAGUUUUUUAUUGAAUGUUUGGGCACAAAUUCUUAUUUCUGUUCUUUACAGAAUCUACUGAAGUUUCUGAAUCUUCUGAAGAAUCUUUUGUUCUGUGUCAUGUUCUUCCUUACACUUACCAACCAGUAUAAAAUAAUAUCUAAUUUGAAAUCUAACUUUUCAAGCAGGCAGGAAAUUACCUUUUGUGGGAAACAAGCAUUGAUAUUCUUUUAUUUACAAAAAAUGACAACUUUAUACUGGUUGCAGAUCUAUUUAGAAGAGAAACAUUUAACCUAGGAAAAAGAUAUAUCCCCACGCAAAAUCCAAAGAGCAAUUUACUAUGAGCAAGUAGCCCUAUAUACAAUGUAUGUAUUUGUUCUGCAAAAUAUUUUGAAGUAACUGAAAGAAACAGAGAAUAAUUUAAGCAUCUUUCUUCCCUUGAGAGUUUUCAUAUUUUAUGACACAUUGUGCCACAGUUGUAUAAAUAGAUGUUUAUUAAAGAUAUUGUAAUUAUAGAAAAUGUCACUAUUUUACAAAUCCCUUAAUUAAAAAAAAAUGUAUUUGUCUUUCAGAUAAAUAGAAUUAUAAUGGACACUGAAUAUGAGUAACAAAACUCACUAUAAACCAAAGUGGCAAAUAAUUAGUGUUGGGUUUAAGGAAGCCAUCAAGCAUUGCGCUUGCCAUUCCUUGCAUAACUCAACAAGAAUUGCAACAUUAGUGUACCAAGCAAUAAGUGCAAUGCAUUAUAAAGUGCAUAAUCUUUUAAGUCUAUAUAUUACCUUCAUUUAGCUUGUUGUAGAUAUUUGGGGUUGUUGGGAUUAAACUGAACCAAACCAAACUGAGGUUAGCAACACCAGGCCACUUCUUAAUGCUCUAAAAUGACAAUAAUGAUCCAUUUCCUAAUUCAAAUUAAAUAAUUUACAUUGUAUGUAACAAUCCAUUCUGGAUUUUUGAUCUGUUCAUUGUAUUGUGCUAGUGAUUGGAGGCCCUGCUACCGCAAUAUACAACUUGAGGAUUGUUUCUUCUUUCUUCUAAAUGCAAAUCAGACCUUGACCUUAAGGGAAAAUAUUUUGCUUUGUGCCUCAAAGUGAUGUAAAAUGUGACCAUAGCUUUUGCUCUGUUUAAUGAAAAGAUGUGGACUGUGUCACUUUUGUUGCUGCAAAAAGUGUUAAUAAA
Molecule: messenger RNA, 4390 nt
Organism: Alligator mississippiensis (American alligator)
Lineage: Eukaryota; Metazoa; Chordata; Crocodylia; Alligatoridae
Gene: SLC17A6
Product: solute carrier family 17 member 6
Exons: 12
Coding region: 846-2594 (582 amino acids)
Biological process (GO): regulation of synapse structure or activity; monoatomic anion transport; transmembrane transport
Cellular component (GO): synaptic vesicle membrane; excitatory synapse
Molecular function (GO): L-glutamate transmembrane transporter activity; neurotransmitter transmembrane transporter activity
Source: RefSeq, a predicted model, not a curated record